AAAAAAAAAAAAAAAACAUUGUAGGCUCUUGGAUGAGGAGUACGCAUGACGCAGAUGUUUGCUGAAGAAAAGUUUGGAUGCCCUGUGCAGCAGUAAAACGGCGCUCCGCCAAAGAGGCGCACGGACUGCCGGUAAUAACGCAGACCAUUUGACACAAUGAUCUGUGCGGUGGGACCCGGUGACAGAGGACCUGGCUUUGGUUGUUUCACCUGCCGGCGCUCUUUCUGAGCAGUUUCAUGUGUAUUUAAUGCUGCUAAGGAAGGAUGAAGAGCUUUUUACUUCGCUGUUUUCUUAUCUGGGUCACGCUGCGUCGGAGCAACAUGCGAAGUGCUAUACCUGCCACAGCGUUAAACUGCUGUGAAGGGGAUAUUCUCCUCCUGCUGGACUCUUCAGGUAGUGUGUCCAACUACGAGUUCUCACGCCUGUUGCUCUUCGCCGCCAAUCUGCUUCGCCCCUUCUCAUUGGGCCGUGGACACGUAAGAGUCGGGUUGCUGCAGGUCAGCACAAACCCUAACCUGGAGUUCAGCCUGGACGUCCACGACAGUCAGGAGAGUCUGCAGAAAUCUCUGCGGAGAGUCAGCCAGCUGCAGGGAGACACCAACACUGAGGCGGCACUCAGAGUGGCCCAGCGGCUUCUGACAGAGACAGAAGACCACGUGCCAAAGAUCCUGCUGUGGCUGACUGAUGGUGUGCAGCCUGGACACGUGGACGAGCCGAUGUCUGAGCUGAAGGCGCAGGGAGUUUCUGUGUUAGCUGUGUCUACAGUCCAUGGAAACUACCAGGUGUUACAACGUGCAGUCACACCACCCCUGGAGUCUCACCUCUACUCUGUGGACAUAGAUAACAUCGAGAUCAUCACAGAGGACCUGAGGGAGGCUAUCAUUAAAAUCAUUCGUGCAGAACGACUGCGUGUGGUUCACUUGACUUCCCACAGUGCUGUGCUGCAGUGGCGUCCUGUUCUGAGCGCAGACAGCGGUUACUAUGACCUCCGGUAUGACUCUGUGUGGAAAAUGGACCAUGAGACCAGGCGCAUCCUCCCAGGCGACUCCAGCUCGGUAGAGCUGACCAACCUGCAUGCUGAGACCACCUACACAGCUUCCCUCCGCCCAGAGUCCAACCAGAGGCUGUUCAGCACACUCUAUGUUAACUUCACCACACUUCCCGAUGUUUUAAGCCCAGCAGUGGUGUCCAUCUCAGACUCUGGCCUUCAUCAGAUCCGUGUGAGCUGGGGUCCCCUGCAGCCGGCUCGAGUCCAGAGAUACACGGUGGAGUACGGAGCUUUUCCAAGCGGACACGUCAGCACUGUGAUGCUACACAGUCAGCAGAACUCCACCUUACUGACUGGCCUGGAGCCUGGCACUCAGUACCUGGUCACAGUCAGCGCUCUGCAUGUGAAUGGAAAAGAAAGAGCCAUGUCUGUGAUUGCAUGUACUCAAGAGGCAACUCUGCCUGCCCUGGCUGACCUUCAGCUGAUGCCGGUGCAGCAUCAGGAGGUGGAGGUAGCCUGGCAGGCCCAUCCCCAAGGCUUGAAAGGUUACUGGCUGAGCUGGGAGAAGGAAAACUCCAUCCAGUCCUCCAUCUACCUGCUGCCUAGCUCUUGUUCAACACGGCUGACACACCUCGCACCUAACAGUCGAGUGUGUGUGUCGCCGGUCUACAGCUCUGGAAGAGGAGAUGGAAUAUGCUGCUCUACAGAGAGGCACACAGAUUUCAGCCAGCAGGGUUGAGGCCCUGAGCCUGCAGCAAUCAGGGAGCCAGAAAUAAAAAAAAAUGGGUGAAAUCGAGCAUUUUAAUUGCAGGAUGUACUAGAUACGCUGUGCGGGGCUCAAUAUUAUCACUUAGGUUCAAUUUUCAUCAGUGAAAUGACAGAAAAAAGCUUUAUCACAUAAUCCCAGCCCUCCAUCCUCGCAAUGGUUGAACAAAACUGGCGUAAUUAUUCAUUUUCUUCUCCUGCAAAUGAAAAUGUCGCCACAUUUGCAGGAUGGCUGUUCAUUUGAGUUAGCCAGAGCAUGAAGGUAUGCAGCAUUUAGAGCUUGUGUGAGGAACUAUUGUUUCUGACAAUCACUAUUUAUUGUUAUGAUUAACACUGUGUUAUAUCUGCCUACACUUCAAUUUUCACUGUUACAUAAUUACAGGUGUAUUUACCUUACAAAACAUUCUCUUCUUCUUGCAAUUAUAUUCAAAGUUCAUCAAGUGUAGUAAAUAGCAAAUGUGGUCCUGACCAUUUUAUUUGCCUUAAUAUCAGUUCAGAAUCUGCAUUUCUGGUAUCACCUGUCACUACAUUUAAAUCCUAAAACCUGUGAAUGAUAUCUGUUCAGGACUUGGCUCAGUUGAUAGGUGACUGCAGUCCGAAUGGCGUUUUGGUUCCUGUAAAUGAAAUAAGGCAUGGUUGAUGACAUACAGCAUUUAAAGUCUUUGAGGUAACCAAGCAACAUCUUUAUUAUGAAUUGUAGAGCUAAAGCUUAGUUAUUCAAGUAGAAAUACAAGUGCUCUGAUAAAUUGCGACCUGAGAAGCUGAACUGCUGCAGCUUGAUGAACUGCAUUUCUUUAUCGCUUUAUUAUUAAUUUAAAUGACUUGAGCUGGCUGUGGUUCAACCAACCUUGUAUACACGCUGGUGUUUCUUUUUUCACAAGACACAGAACCCUGGUUUGCUUUACAGCUACUGGUGAUGCACAAGCCAGUACAAUGCUGAACUGAAUUGUCCCCAGCCUGGACAAAGAGGACAAUGCAUCCAGCAUAACAAAGCCUAUGCCAAAUCAAAGAAUACACUCUCUGACCAACAUGACCCUCCGUCUGAGUUGGAAACCAAAAACAUUGCUCCAUUAGUGCAUGCUGGCAAAUAUUUUGAAAAUCAUUUUUAUUAUCCGUAAUGACCAUAUUUCUUCUUUUUAUACACCAUUUUAGACAAGAGUCAUCAAUGUUUAUCUUGGGUUCACUCAGCCAUGGACAUUCAGCUGUUGUGCCAGAUGCCACACUGGCAGAGCACAAGAAAAUCACAGACAAACACAGUCUGCAUGCCGGUGGUAUGAAUGCAUAGAGGAU
Molecule: messenger RNA, 3043 nt
Organism: Scatophagus argus
Lineage: Eukaryota; Metazoa; Chordata; Actinopteri; Scatophagidae
Product: von Willebrand factor A domain-containing protein 1-like
Exons: 6
Coding region: 264-1727 (487 amino acids)
Molecular function (GO): protein binding
Source: RefSeq, a predicted model, not a curated record